This is a messenger RNA of Cyclopterus lumpus (lumpfish), 4991 nucleotides long. RefSeq names its product erb-b2 receptor tyrosine kinase 3a (gene erbb3a). The record is from RefSeq and is a predicted model, not a curated record. Gene Ontology annotation, cellular component: signaling receptor complex; basal plasma membrane. Gene Ontology annotation, molecular function: ATP binding; neuregulin receptor activity; neuregulin binding. Gene Ontology annotation, biological process: cell surface receptor protein tyrosine kinase signaling pathway; multicellular organism development; protein phosphorylation. The transcript is spliced from 29 exons. Bases 244 to 4596 code for a protein of 1450 amino acids. Lineage: Eukaryota; Metazoa; Chordata; Actinopteri; Perciformes; Cyclopteridae.
GUUACGGCUCAGUUAAAUGUCACACAGAGAAAACACAAACAGGUUUUCACUACAGGUCGGAUUGACGUCUUCAUUUGAAUACUAGAAGAAAGCUAAGGAAAGGAAUAAGAAAGACCAUUUGGAUUAACUCAACUACUGUUUCUAAAUGGAUUGAAAGAACCGAGGACGAGUUUUGAUGGGAAACGGACAAAUGUGAUAUCAAUGUGUGUUUAAAACGUCACCAGCUUGGACAUUUGAGUGAGGAUGACUGCCCUCGUGAGGAAGGUGCAACAGGUGCUGUGGGUCCUGCUGCCGUGUGCUCUCCAACUCUGCAGCGCACAGACACAAGGAGUGGUCAUUUGUUCCGGCACCAAGAACGUUUUGAGCACGACGGGAAACUCUGAGAUCCAGUACAACCUGAUGAUAGAGAUGUACAGCGGCUGUGAGAUUGUGAUGGGCAACCUUGAGAUUACCAUGAUGGAUCACACCAGAAACUUCUCCUUCCUGCAGUCUAUCAGGGAGGUGACAGGCUACAUCCUGUUCGCCGUCAACGAAUUCAGCCACCUGCCUCUGGAUCACCUGCGUGUCAUCAGAGGCACCACGCUGUAUGAGGACCAGUACGCUUUGGCUGUGAUGGUCAACUACCAGAAGGACGGGCAGCACGGCCUGCAAGAACUGGGCCUGACACACCUCACAGAGAUACUGGAGGGAGGAGUCAAGAUCAUCCAGAAUAAGUACCUGAGCUACGCACCGCAGGUAAACUGGCUGGACAUCGUGAAGGAUGGAACAGCUCAUAUCAUGAUCGAGGACAAUGGGCCUGAAAAGCCUUGUAACGAAGCAUGUGAAGACCUUCCAUGUUGGGGUCCAGAAAAUGACACGUGCCAGAUCUUGACAAAGACUGUGUGCGCCCCUCAGUGUAACAGCCGAUGCUUUGGUAGAAACCCAAGCGAGUGUUGUCACAUUGAGUGUGCCGGAGGCUGCACUGGCCCCCACGAUGCAAACUGCUUUGCUUGCAGGAACUUCAACAACUCGGGCGCCUGCGUGCCUCUGUGUCCCCAGACACUCAUCUACAACAAGCACACAUUCAAACUGGAGCCCAAUCCCAAUGCCAAAUACCAGUAUGGCUCCAUCUGUGUGGCCCAGUGCCCUCCUAACUUUGUGGUGGACGGAAGCUCCUGUGUAAGCAAUUGUCCGUCUGAUAAAAUGGAGGUGGAGAAAAACGGAGUGAAAAGAUGUGAACCUUGUGGAGGCCUUUGUCCAAAAGCUUGCCAUGGCACAAAAGAAGGGACAGCUAGACAGACAGUAGAUGCUCUUAACAUCGACAGUUUCAUAAACUGCACUAAGAUCCAGGGCAGUCUGCACUUCCUGGUGACCGGGAUCAAAGGUGAUGAUUACAACAGUGUACCAGCCCUCGAUCCAGAGAAACUGAAAAUCUUCAACACUGUUCGGGAGAUUACAGACAUUCUCAGCAUCCAGUCGUGGCCUGAAAACCUGUCUGACCUGUCAGUCUUCUCCAACCUCCAAACAAUUCAGGGCAGAACACUUUACAAAGGAGUGAGCUCUAGAAGGGGCUACUCUCUUCUGGUGAUGAAGAUCCGCUCUUUGACCUCGCUGGGGCUACGCUCGCUGCGUAAAAUAAACGAUGGCGGCGUCUACGUCACAGGAAACCUGGAGCUCUGCUACCAUGACACCGUCAACUGGACACGUAUCUUGACCAGCGGCUCUCGCCCACAGCGACGCCAGAAGCACAUCGACGUCAAGGAAAACAGACCAAGAGAUCAGUGUGUUGGUGAGGGCCAUGUGUGUGACCCCCUGUGCUCCUCUGAUGGCUGCUGGGGCCCGGGGCCAAACCAGUGUCUGUCCUGUAAGAAGUACAGCAGGGUAGGAACGUGCGUGCCAGAUUGCAUGUUCUUAACUGGGGAGAGGCGAGAGUUUUCUACUCAAUCAGGGGAGUGUAUGCCAUGCCAUUCUGAGUGUAAGGUCCAGGAGGGGAAGCAGACCUGCACAGGCCCGGGGGCGGAUCAGUGUGUUGCAUGUGCCAGCCUGCAGGACGGUCCACACUGUGUCUCCUUGUGUCCUGACGGCGUGAUGGGAGGAGAGGAAGUUAUCUUUAAAUACCCCAACAAGCAGGGCAGCUGUGAACCAUGCCACAUCAACUGCACCCAAGGGUGCUACGGCCCGGGAAUUAGAGACUGUGAGGGGUCUUCUCCGUACCUUUCUGGACAAGCGACCACAGCCAUCGUCCUGGGAGUGAUUGCCCUUCUCUUUGUUUCAUUCUCUGUUUUCAUGCUGACUGUUCUGUAUCGACGAGGUCUUGCCAUCCGUCGCAAGCGAGCCAUGAGGAGAUACAUGGAGAGCGGAGAGAGUUUUGAACCUCUGGAUCCUGGAGAGAAAGGGUCUAAAGUCCAUGCUCGGAUCCUGAAGACCACAGAGCUCCGUCAGUAUAAGCUACUAGGUAACGGAGUGUUUGGAUCAGUCCAUAAGGGCAUUUGGAUCCCUGAGGGUGAUACAGUAAAGCUUCCUGUGGCCAUAAAGACGAUUCAUGAUCGCACCAAACGGCAGACCUUCUAUGAGCUGACAGAUCACAUGAUGACCAUUGGAAGCAUGGACCACAUUAACGUAGUCAGAACCCUGGGUAUCUGUCCCGGUGCCAGCCUGCAGCUCGUCACCCAGCUCAGCAUUCAGGGCUCCCUGCUGGAGCACAUCAGGAACUGCAAAAACAAACUCAGCCCACAAAGGCUGCUCAACUGGUGUGUUCAAAUUGCAAAGGGGAUGUAUUACCUGGAAGAGAAAAGGAUGGUCCACAGAAACCUGGCUGCGAGAAAUGUGCUCCUGAAGAAUAAUUACACAGCACAGAUCUCUGAUUACGGCAUUGCAGACCUACUUUACCCUGAUGACAAGAAGUACUUUUACAAUGAGGUCAAGACACCAAUCAAAUGGAUGGCCUUAGAGAGCAUCUUGUUUCGCAGAUACACACAUCAGAGCGAUGUCUGGAGUUACGGUGUGACAGUAUGGGAGAUGAUGUCCAAUGGGGCAGAGCCGUACACCGCGAUGCGUCCACAGGACGUUCCUGAUCUAUUGGAAAAGGGCGAGCGUCUGUCCCAGCCUCAAAUUUGCACUAUUGAUGUCUACAUGGUCAUGGUCAAGUGUUGGAUGAUUGAUGAGAAUGUCCGUCCAACAUUCAAAGAGCUGGCAAAUGAAUUCACCAGAAUGGCCAGAGACCCACCUCGCUACCUGGUGAUCAAAGAGGACUGCAAUCAACAGGACUCAGCCCCAGAUGAACUCGCCCAGCGGAGUGCAGACCUGGACGACCUGGAUGAUCUAGAAAUUGAGCUGGAGGGCCAGGGGGAGGAGGGGGUGGUAGAUGGUAUGACUCGAGCCCCUCACUACUUGUCUCAAGCCAGAAGCCUCAGUCGCCUCUCCAGGAUGGACACUCACAGAGUGAUUAUUUCUCCAUCAAACGUGGUGGGUUACCUGCCUAUGACCCCAGGUGUUGACAACCCAGGACAGGCCAUGUGGCAGUCACGCUCUCGACUAAAUUCAGCCCGCACUGGGUCUGAGAGCUCGGAGGGCUGCGGCACAGCAGUGGAGCUGGAGAUGAGUGAGGACUUUUCUCUGACAGGUAGCCUGAAGAGACGACGUCAACGUGAAGACAGUGCUUACAUGUCGCAGAGGGACAGCUUGUCUGGCGGGCCACCAGAGACUCCAUCACCAGAGAUGGAGGAAGAGGACCAGAAUGGAUAUGUGCUUCCUGGAGAAAGCCCAGAGAGAGAAACCCUACUUUUUUCAUCUCGGGGCGGUCCUGGCAGGAUGAGCAAGUCUCAUUCCUCAGGCCUCUUGGAUGACCCAGAUGAAGAAGAAUAUGAGUAUAUGAACAAGCAGACAUGUGUAACAGCUGUCUCGCCCAGGCACAGCAGCCACCGGCUGAAGCCGAACAAGAAGCGCACCUCUUCUGUAUCUUCACAAGCGACAGCGUGCUCGGGUGACACCACAUCGUCCGUGUGGGUCAGGGGAGAUCAAACAAGAAGCAAUAACAACUUUGAUUCAGAGCAGCAGGAAUCGAAUGAAGUUGAAUAUGAAUACAUGGACAUCAGGGGUAAUGAAAAAGAUGAAAUCCCACCAGUGCCUGACACUCGUCCUCCUUCGACAGGGAUGGGCAGAGAGGUUGAGGAGGAGGAGGAGCAGGAAGAGGAAGAGGAAAAAGCAAAGGAAAAGGAAAAAGAAGAGGAAGAUGAAUAUGUGGAGGACAGUAACUAUCAUUACACAAACAGACAGCCAAAGCUGCGUCAAGCUCUUCAAGACAGGAAGGAGCUGAAGGUCGAGGGAAGGGAUGAGGACGAGGACGAGGACGAGGACGAAGAUGAAGCGUAUGAGUAUGAGGACAUGGACUCCUUUGUUGCCCUGCGGCCUGGAGAUGCGGUGGUGUACCACAACCUGCAGAGAAAAGGGGAGGGAGCAGUAGGGGACACAGAGGCACAUCGAUCUGGGUUUGAACCCUAUGUAAAAGUGAGAGCUGGAGUCGGGGUUGGGGAACCUACAGCUGGCGACAGAUCUUUUGACAAUCCAGACUACUGGCACAGCAGGAUGUUUCUGAAGCCCAACGCAGUGCCGACAUGAAGAACAUUUUAAAUCUCAUGAACUUCCCUCUGAGACAUAAUCAUGAAGGACGCGAAACAGGAACUACAAUCUAAAGCUAUGUUAAUAAUGUAGCCUAUGAUACAAUAAAAUUAAAAUGACAUGCUUGCCUUUUCAACAGGCCUGUUACAGGCUGAUGUUAUUUCUUGUAUUCCGGCCUAUGAUUUGGGGCAUUUCCAGAAAUAAAAGCACUGUAAAAAAUAACAAACAUUAACAGAAUACAAGCUAUAUUUUUCUGUUUACAAACAAAGUUGAACAACAAUGAACAAACUAAAAUGAACAAAUGUGUUUGUUUGGAGUUUGGAAUGUUUUAUAUUAUGAGACCUCUUUUAAUGAUGAAAUACAUUUUUUACUCAUUAAAAUAUUUUGAAUAACUA